GCAUUAUAUGGUACAGUGGCAUGUCUUGAAUCGGGGUUGAUUUCUUGUGACGGCAAACUCAUGGUUGCUUUCGUCGCGCUUUUGAAUUAGAUCAAACCGUCAACAUGCUAAUGAACGCGCAGAUAAACCACGGCGCGACAAAUGGAUACUCAUCUCGAUGUUACAGAUGCAACAGGAUGGAUUCACUGCAGCCCUGCAACUUUUGCGAACACGCAAUCUGUUCGAAUUGUCGACAACACUGCUCAACUUGCAAUAACGAGUUCUGCGGAACGUGUUCCACCAUAGACUAUUCAAGCCAUAUAGAACGCACGUUCUGCCUAUCGUGCUCAUCUCAAUAGAACCACCUCCCCAUUACAAUUUCGGCUAUCCUGCCUCCUGUUACCCGGUACUGAACGAUUGUAUAUAUAUGAUUUGCAGAAAAUGUGAUAUUUUAAAAAACAAAGAUUUCAUUAUUUUAAAUAACGCGCA
Umbelopsis ramanniana AG is the source of this 468-nucleotide messenger RNA. RefSeq lists its product as uncharacterized. Gene Ontology annotation, molecular function: CD27 receptor binding; 2 iron, 2 sulfur cluster binding. The transcript has 2 exons. The coding region runs from base 105 to 338 and encodes 77 amino acids. NCBI's taxonomy places the organism in Eukaryota, Fungi, Mucoromycota, Umbelopsidomycetes, Umbelopsidales, Umbelopsidaceae. The record is from RefSeq and is a predicted model, not a curated record. Gene Ontology annotation, biological process: extrinsic apoptotic signaling pathway.